Molecule: messenger RNA, 2203 nt
Organism: Chondrus crispus (carragheen)
Lineage: Eukaryota; Rhodophyta; Florideophyceae; Gigartinales; Gigartinaceae
Exons: 2
Coding region: 1-1944 (647 amino acids)
Biological process (GO): cellular response to unfolded protein; protein refolding; endoplasmic reticulum unfolded protein response
Cellular component (GO): endoplasmic reticulum lumen; membrane; nucleus
Molecular function (GO): ATP binding; ATP-dependent protein folding chaperone; ATP hydrolysis activity
Source: RefSeq, a predicted model, not a curated record
AUGUCGCGCGCCCUCUUCUUUCUGUUGGCCGUUGCCCUCCUCCCCAUCGCCCUCUGCGCGAAGGAGGAGACCGAAGACCUCGGACCAGUUAUUGGCAUCGAUCUUGGAACAACCUACAGUUGCGUCGGCGUUCUCGAGAACGGCAAUGUUGAGAUCAUCCCCAACGAUCAGGGAAAUCGUAUCACACCCAGUUAUGUCGCCUUUGCCGACGCCACUUCUGAGCGUCUCGUCGGAGAUGCUGCCAAGAAUCAGGCCGCCUCCAACCCGCUCAACACCGUCUUCGAUGUGAAGCGCCUCAUCGGCCGCCGCUACAACGAGCCCACGGUUCAGCGCGAUAAGAAGCUGCUUCCCUUCCGCAUUGUCGGAAAGGAUGAAAAGCCUCACGUCGAAGUUGAGAUCAACGGUGAGGACAAGGUCUUCUCCCCGGAGGAGAUAUCUGCUAUGGUCCUUUCAAAGCUAAGGAAGACCGCAGAGGACUUUUUAGGCAAGAAGGUCACCCGUGCAGUCGUCACAGUUCCGGCCUACUUUAACGAUGCCCAGCGCUCUGCUACCCGUGAUGCGGGCGUCAUUGCUGGUUUGGACGUCCUUCGUAUCAUCAACGAACCUACCGCUGCCGCUUUGGCCUAUGGACUGGACAAGACAAAAGAGGAGGAGGAGAAGAAUAUUCUCGUCUUCGAUCUUGGUGGCGGUACUUUCGAUGUCACCUUGCUCACCAUUGACAAGGGCGUGUUCGAGGUCCUUGCUACCAAUGGUGAUACCCAUCUCGGAGGAGAGGACUUCGAUCAGAGGCUCAUGGAGUACUUUGUCAACCUUUGGAAGCGCAAGCAUGGCGAUGAUAUGAGCAAGGAUAAGCGUGCCCUGGGCAAGCUCCGCCGUGAAGUCGAGAAGGCGAAGCGUGAGCUAUCCUCCAAGACGCAAGUCCGCGUUGAAAUUGAGGCGCUCUUCGGCGGGAAGGAUCUUUCCGAGACUCUCACUCGUGCCAGGUUUGAGCAGCUCAACGAGGAUCUGUUCAAAAAGACUCUCAAGCCGGUCAGCAAGGUCGUCAAGGACUCUGGCCUUAGCAAAGAUGAGAUUCAUGAAAUCGUCUUGGUCGGAGGAUCCACCCGUAUCCCCAAGGUCAAGGAACUUGUCAAGAGCUUCUUCGACGACAAGGAGCCGCACACAGACAUCAACCCUGACGAGGCCAUUGCCUACGGUGCCGCUAUUCAAGCUGGUAUUUUGUCUGGCGAUCGUGAUAUCCUGAAGAAGAACCUCGUUCUCCUUGAUGUCACUCCACUUUCGUUGGGUAUCGAGACCCUAGGAGGUGUCAUGAGCAAGAUUAUCAAGCGGAACACUGUUGUCCCGACGAAGAAGAGCGAGUCCUUCACCACGACCGUUGACAAUCAGGACACUAUUGCUGUCCACGUUUAUGAAGGUGAGCGUGCGAUGACCAAGGAUUGUCACCUGCUUGGUCAAUUCGAUCUCACAGGCCUUACACCGGCACCGAAGGGCCAGCCACAGGUCAUCGUCACCUUUGACAUUGACGAGAACGGUAUCGUGAAGGUUUCGGCAGAGGACAAGGGCUCGAAGAGCAAAAAGGAAAUCACGAUUGAGGACCGCAACUCCGGUCGUUUGUCGGAGGAAGAGAUUGAAAGAAUGGUUCGUGAGGCCGAAGACUACGCGGAUGAGGACGCUGCAGUUUCUGCAAAGGUGGACGCGAAGCAUGACCUUGAAAGCUACAUCGCUAGCCUCAGAUCCAAGAUCGACGCGAUGGGUUCCAAGUUGGCUUCUGACGAUAAGUCAGAUAUCGAUAGCAGCAUCAGCGAUGCUGAGACGUUCGUUCGCAACAUUGAUUUCUCCUCCACUGAAGUUGAUGCGAUCGAGGAACGCCGCAAGACACUGGAGGAGCAAGCAGUGCCCCUGCUUGGACCCGGUGCCGGUUACCAAGGCAAGGAUGAACUCUAGGUAAGAGACUCGUCCUCUAUGUUUUUCCGUAUUUCGAGAGAUCUGGUUGGGAGAUGCAUGUCUCUCUUACCUAGGCAGGUAUUGCGGCACUGCUUGAACUCUUAGUUAGUCGUGACUGUCUAAUCAAUCUAGCAAGACUAGGGAAAUUCUGCGGGGUAUAACAUUGAACAGGGAGAGUCCGUAGAUUACAACUAAAGAAUCCCGCGAGAGUUUUGCGGUUACUCCAAGCCUAGCAUCACUUUUUUUGAGACUGCGGUGA